AUGUCACCUCCAAGCACUACAGGUAAGUCGAUGUUCUCCAAAGAGGGUUAAAGCAUUUUGCAGUGUUACAUUGCCUAAUUUAUUUUCAUCUCAACUUUAAAACAUAUGACUAUUCAGUUUGUAAAAAAAAUGUCUAAAGAGUAAUUUAUUGUAGGCCUAUUAAUCCCCAUAAGCUCCUUUAAUACAAUGUCUAGUUCUGCGAUGAUAUCUACCUGCUGUUUUGCUUUGUAGGUCUUCAGGUGUUUGAGUAAUAAUAUUGUCUGGACUUUUUCCUUGCAGACCUGAAAAAGACUAGGUCAAAUAAGAAUAAGGAUCAUCAUUACACAGACGUGCACGGCCUGCCAUGCAUUGAGAAGAUCGUGGCCUCUGUGGAUGAGACCCCAGAGGCCAUCACCACUAAUAUCAGUGGAACUAUCCCAGAGUGGAUUAGUGGCAAUUUCCUCAGAAACGGACCAGGAAAGUUUGAGAUUGGUAAUAAUAAGUGAGUAUAUUUUAACAAGCUAUAUACGUUUGACCAGAAUCAGACGAGGUGUAAAUAACUAUUGCUGCAUAUAUGAAAUGAUUCACUGUAGGUCUCACCAUGUCAAAGUACUAUAUUAAAUAUUAAUUCCGCUUCUCAGAUUCAACCACUGGUUUGAUGGAAUGGCCCUCCUGCAUCAGUUCAAAAUCGCGGGCGGCCAGGUGACCUACAAGAGCCGCUUCCUGGGCAGUGACUGCUACAUGGCUAACAAGGAGAGCAGCCGCAUCGUUGUGUCUGAAUUCGGGACUGUGGCCAUGCCAGACCCCUGCAAGAACUUCUUCCAGCGCUUUCUAUCCCGGUUCGAACUGCCAAGUGAGUUUACAGUUUGAGAGUUUGAGGUCAAAGUGUGGAGAAUAUAUGACAGACAGAAUUGAUUUGCGUUGUGCUAAUCACAUGAAAACUGUCUUUGGUCCACAGAAGCGUCAGAUAAUGACAAUGUGAGCUUUGUGACGUACAAGGGUGAUUACUACGUGAGCACGGAGACAAACUUCAUGCACAAGGUGGACCCUGAGACGCUUGAAACAAAGGAAAAGGUAGGCCUUGGUUAAUAAUAUAUUGCAUCGGAGCUACUAGUGUGCAGCUUUUCCUUUCCUUUUUAAAGGCCUACACACACUACCUACAGUAGCCUACAUACAGUUCAAAGAGUUCCAUUCAGUCUAAACAAAUAACAAAAUGUUUGUUGAAAUAUUUCAUAAGAGACCUAUUGCAUUAUGGGAUAGCAUGAUUGAAGGCCUAUCAAAACAUUUCAUUUUUGUUGAUGCUCUCAACAGGUGGACUGGAGCAAAUUCAUCGCUGUCAAUGGAGCCACUGCCCACCCCCACACAGAACCUGAUGGUACAACAUACAACAUGGGGAAUUCUUACUCUGCUAAAGGUAAGUAAGGAACUAGCCCCUGCCCUUUCACUAACCACCUUCACUAAAGUCUAACAUGUAUUACAUAUUAAGAAUGACAAAACACAAACCUCUUAAACCUGAAAUCUGCAAGCGAAAAUUGGCCAAAAGGUCAGUUUUCCAGGUUCCAAAUAAAACCAAAUCGGUCAUUUUUUCAGGUGCAAUUUACAAUAUCAUCCGCGUGCCUCCGACAAAGACAAUGCCAGCAAACCCAGAGGAAACCCUGGAGGGAGCUACUGUGGUCUGUUCUAUUCCCUCAGUGGACAAGGCAAAACCAUCAUACUACCACAGCUUUGGUGAGCAGACCACACAAUGCCUCCACAGGCUCCAUAGCUAAUGACACAUUUAAUGAAAACAGCCCCUUAUGUAAACCCUCUCACCAGUAGAUGGCUCACUCACCCAACCAUCUUCAAAGCAGAAUGGUCAUGUUUUAUCCUUUUGUUAAUCCGAAUGCACAACAAUGAUCCAUCAAUACUGAUAUGAUCUGACUCAACUCCAAGAGUGGCAAUUGAUAUACUGCUCAUUCGAUUUCAGCAAUGUCGGAGAAUUACGUGGUGUUUAUUGAGCAGCCUAUCAAAAUGGACCUCUUGAAGAUUGUGACAGGCAAGCUGAGAGGAAAGGGUAUCAGCGAUGGGAUCUACUGGGACCCUAAACUUGAGACCAUCUUUCAUUUGAUUAACAAGCAGACAGGCAAGGUAAGACCUUGGUAUAGAACACCCUUGAAUUCUUGGAGUCUCUCAAUUAGUUUUGGUAAAUGACAAGCCAGGAAUGAGACAAAGUAUACUAAGCCUACAGUAAUUGCUUGUAAGUUAUACAUUUAAUUUCUGAUGACUGACAUCCUUUAUUCUCUUCCAGCUCAACUCAGUCAAGUAUCACGCCAAAGCGCUGUCCACGUUCCACCAGAUCAACGCCUGGGAGGAGGAUGGCUUCCUGGUUAUGGACCUCUGUGCCGCAGACGAUGGCAAAGCCAUCAACAACUACAUGGUUCAGAGCAUGCGCAAGUCAGGAGAGGCUCUGGACGAGGUUAGUAUCAGUCUAAAUUGAAGGGUAUAACAAUUCAUAACUUUAAUGAAUAAUCAUUAAUGAACUAUUUAGAAAUACUAACUACAAAUACAUAUUUCAUUAUUUGUAAACAUUUAUAUGCAUUAGAAUUCUGAAGCAUUUAUCAUUUAUAAUGGCUUGUCCAUUACAGUUAUAAGUGUAACCAGCUGAAGUCACUAGGAUCAGGAAUCCUACGUGUGAACGGCUUGAGGUUGAAAAUAUGUUUCUUUGUUCAAAUUAGGUGUAUAACACUAUGUGCAGAGUUUUCCCCCGGCGAUUUGUCUUGCCUCUCAACGUGGACAAGGAGACACCCUGUGGGCAAAAUCUGAACACACGCCCCGACAGUACCGCCACUGCCACCAAGACUGCUAAGGACAAAGUGCGUGUACAAUAAUCAUGCACAAAUCUUCUGUUAUAAAUCACUGCUGAUAUACAUUAAAAUUUCCAAUCAAGUUCAUUAAAAAAAAAGGUUAUGUGAUUACCCUCCACAUUAUGUGAAUAUUCACUAUCAGAGCCUCAUUAACUCUCGCUCUCUGCAGGUCUUCUGUACACAUGAGGAUCUGCACGAUGAGGAACUCCAUAAGUACGGUGGUCUCGAGUUCCCACAAAUCAACUAUGCAAAGUACAACACCAAAUCAUAUCGCUACUUCUACGGUUGCGGUUUCAGACAUCUGGUAGGCGACACUCUCAUCAAGAUGGACCUCCAUAGCAAAAAAAUGAAGGUUGGUUCAGUUAUAUUUAUUCUUCCUUCAAUUUUAAAAACAAGAAUAUCUGCAUUAGUAACACAGUACUCUAUUGCAAUGAGUGAUGUAGGCCUAGGUAAUAUUUGGCAGUUUGAUGUUAGGAAAUUCAAUGCUGAACUUCACACUGCUGUGCUUUAAGGUGUGGGAGCAUCCUGGAAUGUACCCUUCAGAGCCUGUCUUUGUACCCUUGCCUGGCGCUACAGAAGAGGAUGACGGUGUCAUUAUGUCUGUGGUCAUCACUCCAAAUAAGGUCAGUUCCCCUUUAAACACCAAUGCCCGUUGGUUAACAAUUGUUGCACUCCUAACUCCCAAUGUCAGCCUCCUAAUGUAAACAUGUUCCCCUUCUCCAGGACAAGAGCACAUUCCUGUUGGUUUUGGAUGCCAAGACAUUCGAAGAGUUGGGCAGAGCUGAGGUGCCUGUGAACAUUCCCUAUGGUUUCCAUGGGACAUUCAACUCAACUAUGACUCAUAGGCAUCUAUCAGAAAAAAACUUAGGUGAGGCCCAUCAGAGUAACACAAAG
Messenger RNA from Coregonus sp. 'balchen', 3716 nucleotides. The record is from the annotation of a GenBank genome assembly. NCBI's taxonomy places the organism in Eukaryota, Metazoa, Chordata, Actinopteri, Salmoniformes, Salmonidae.